This is a messenger RNA of Guillardia theta CCMP2712, 705 nucleotides long. RefSeq lists its product as hypothetical. The coding region runs from base 1 to 705 and encodes 234 amino acids. The transcript has 4 exons. Lineage: Eukaryota; Cryptophyceae; Pyrenomonadales; Geminigeraceae. The record is from RefSeq and is a predicted model, not a curated record.
AUGAGGUCAGCUGAGAGUUUUAUUCACAAGUUGGAUCAAGCGGAGAAGAUCAGGAACGGAGCUGAUGAACAAGAGAGAGAGAUGAGCAUAGGCUGGACAAUAGACGAUCAAGGGAGACACAUGCCCAUCCCUGACUGGCAUGAGAAGAGGAAGAAAAAAGAUCCCUCACGUGGAGGAGGGACGAGGGAGCAAAAGAAGAAAUCUCCUCCCUGCAAGCCCAGUGAGAUUGAGCAUGGCUGCAACUCAGACAUGGAUUGUCGGACAGACAGCAGAACAUCCCAGGCGACCACUCUACAGAGCAAGAUGCCUCCAGCCGAAACUUCAUAUAUGGCAGGAUCCCAGCAUGCAGCAGCAAUAUUUCACGAUCUCGAUCAUGAUAGCGAUCAGCUGUACCUCACACCCACCAACAGGGUUCUGACUGUUGAGGACUUGGCAGAGCAACAGUAUUACAAGUAUCUGAGCUCAAGCAAAAUGCAGCAGGCAAAUCAAAAGCUAUCUGAUAAACAAGUCUUGAACGAAGUGAAUCGCAAGUUCUUUUUUGAUGGCGACACAAGCGGGACGAGUGCAGUGGAUAAUGACAGCAGUCGGGCCUCAAGGUCAAUGCAUUGCUUCCGAACGUGUAUCAAACUAAUGCGGCGCAGACGAAAUCUUGAUGACGAGCUUUUCGAGUACAUAAUGUCUGAACUCGGCAUCGGCCAGGUUUAG